GCAAGCUGCCCCAAGAAACAAACGACCCCCCGCAUACGCAACAAAUCGCAGGUCUAUCAACUGUCACCACUCCACGACACAACCUCACCCUCACCCUGUCCUUCACUAUUGCCCUGUAAUGUCUGAAGGUGCACCUGAGAAUCGAGACGCUCAGAUAGCGCAGCUUGCAAGCUUGACCGGUCUCGACCCUGCACAGGCAGAAGGCUACCUAAACGCUUCCAACGGAGAUCUUGCUCUCGCCGCAUCACUCGCCCUCGACGAAUCCGCCGAACCAGUAGAAGACGCUUCUGACCCCGACGUCGACAUGGCCGGUGACGAUCAACCCACGAAUCCCAACCCCAACCCUCCACAACAGCCAGUGCCUGGUGGUGGACGCACUCUCGGCGGUGCCUAUGUCCCCCCAGCGGCAGACGCAUCAUCCUCAUCCUCACAACCUCCGGCUACCAGUAGACAAGCCCCGCAGCGGGGUCUGCGGACGCUCAAGGACCUGCAGUCUUCGGGUGGCGGUCACGGACAUGGACACGCUCACGAUGACGGAGACCGCGACUCAGACGAGGACUUCCAAGACGAUGAGAACCAGGACUUCUUCGCUGGUGGUGAGAAGUCGGGUCUCGCUGUUCAAAAUCCCAACCAGUCCAAUCCACGCGACCAGAUCAACAACAUCUUGAAGAGGGCACGACAAAAUGCUCCCCGGCCUGGCGGUGACGAAGAGGAACCGGCUAGCUCUCACUUCCGCGGCGCAGGAACCACGCUCGGUGGCGACGAUGCUCCCUCGCGUACUGUCCCAGACCCCAACGCCAACAUUCCCGCGCCGCCUCCGCGUGCCCAUCGCGAGCUCCACCUCUGGCGUGACGGCUUCUCGGUGGACGACGGCGCUCUCUUCCGUUAUGACGAUCCUGCCAACGCACGCACGCUUGAGAUGAUCAAUACAGGUCACGCUCCGCUGCACAUUCUGAACGUCGAGCAUGGACAAGAGGUGGAUGUUGAGGUACACGCGCACAAGGACGAGGACUACAAGCAGCCAAAGAAGAAGUACGUUCCCUUUUCAGGCUCUGGAAACCGUCUUGGUAGUCCGACCCCUGGUGCGAGCUCCGCGGCUGCUCCCAUCUCGGCUACAACGUCCAGUACCACCACGACAGCCUCGACGUCGGCCGGCUCUGCGCAACCUACCGUCGACGUCGACGCCUCUGCGCCCAUCGUCACGCUGCAGAUUCGUCUCGGUGACGGCACGCGGUUACAGUCGCGCUUCAACACGACACAUACUAUUGGCGACGUCUACGACUUCGUGGCCAGGGCUAGUCCGGCGAGUCAGGAGCGCGAGUAUGCGCUUAUGACGACGUUCCCCUCAAAGGAGUUGACGGACAAGGCGCAGGUGCUUGGUGACAUGGCCGAGUUCAAGCGUGGUGGUGUGGUGGUGCAGAAGUGGAAGUAGGUAAUGCUCAUCAGAAGUCACGGGUACGCCAUCCCGCUUCAAGCUGUGUUGGGGUGGGGGGAACGGGCGAGCUAGGUCAGAAGCUAGCGUCGUGGGCAAACGUGCCACGUCAGCCUCAUCUUGGAUCGUCCACACGUGCGGCGGACAGUGUGAGAUUAGACGAGAGUAUUUGAUAAGGCACAAUGGCAAAGGGUGUGAUGGGAUCCUGGGCAGGACAAGAUUGGAAAAGACCAUGGUCGUCCAGAUGGCAUGAGUAAAUUAGAAUUGGAGCCAAGCCGACGCCGCUGAGCAACAUGUGAUGGCUACUUCCAGAUGGCAUUGUGCUCUGCAUUGCAUUCUUUUUGAUGUUCGCACGUUGCACGGCGCGCCGCCUAGCUGGACACGAUGAUAGUAGUGUGGUGCGUGUAGCGAAUCGACAGCAGCCAAGUUAUCCUUUCUUGAUGCUCCUAUUUUAUCCAAAUGACAUGCACCUCUCGUU
Messenger RNA from Cucurbitaria berberidis CBS 394.84, 1910 nucleotides. RefSeq names its product SEP-domain-containing protein. Gene Ontology annotation, molecular function: ubiquitin binding. Gene Ontology annotation, biological process: proteasome-mediated ubiquitin-dependent protein catabolic process; autophagosome assembly; membrane fusion. NCBI's taxonomy places the organism in Eukaryota, Fungi, Ascomycota, Dothideomycetes, Pleosporales, Cucurbitariaceae. Bases 119 to 1432 code for a protein of 437 amino acids. The transcript is spliced from 3 exons. Gene Ontology annotation, cellular component: nucleus; cytosol. The record is from RefSeq and is a predicted model, not a curated record.